Molecule: messenger RNA, 3176 nt
Organism: Lytechinus variegatus (green sea urchin)
Lineage: Eukaryota; Metazoa; Echinodermata; Echinoidea; Temnopleuroida; Toxopneustidae
Product: zinc finger protein 883-like
Exons: 4
Coding region: 278-3034 (918 amino acids)
Biological process (GO): regulation of transcription by RNA polymerase II
Cellular component (GO): nucleus
Molecular function (GO): DNA-binding transcription factor activity, RNA polymerase II-specific; RNA polymerase II cis-regulatory region sequence-specific DNA binding
Source: RefSeq, a predicted model, not a curated record
AAUUGAUGAAAACUUUCUAACCUUUUUAAUUAUUGCACGAGAAGACGAGGGAGAGAAUGAUUGUUUCCUGUUUCAAGUAAUUCAUAGCGUCACUUUUGGUGUGCGUAUACAUAAUCUCUGGCAAGGUUUCCAUCUCUUGCUGACAGGUCAUCAGCAAUUCUUACAGGAUACAAAGAGGUUACAUCCCAGCUAUUGCAUUGCAUCUAAAGCAUCCUGGUCAUGGGUUCUUUACAAGGAUCUAAGUAAAUAUUCGACUAGAGUCAAAAAGACUGGUGGUAUGUCAACAAUGAUGCAGGAAUCAUGUCUUGAGCUAUCUUGUCAGACAAUAAUAGGCCCACAAUGCUUGGAUAAUGGGAUCACACACAACAUUGAGACUCUGGAAGCAUCUGGAUAUCAGCAGAACAAAAAUUACGGCAGAUGCAUUAAAGAGGAGAGAAUAGAUGAAGGACAUACUAGUAGUGCCCUUGGCGGAAACAGUGGAUCAAGUGAAUGUGAGAUGACAGAAUCUACAGGAACUGCGUGUUCACACUGUAAGAAAAUAGAUGGGACAAGCAUUAAAGAGGAGAGAAUAGAUGAAGGAGAUAGUGCGCUCGAUGGAAACAGUGAAUGUGAGAUGAUAGAAUCUACAGGAACUGUGUGUUCACACUCAUCUGGAUCUCAGCAGAACAAAAAUUACGGCAGAUGCAUUAAAGAGGAGAGAAAAGAUGAAGGAGAUACUGCCCUUGAUGGAAACGGUGGAUCUUGUAAAUGUGAGAUGACAGAAUCUUCAGGAACUGUGUGUUCACACUAUAAGAAACUAGAUGGGACGAGCAUUAAAGAGGAGAGAAUAGAUGAAGGAGAUACAUGUAGUGCCCUUGGUGGAAACAGUGGAUCAUGUGAAUGUGAGAUGACAGAAUGUACAGGAACUGUGCGUUCACACUGUAAGAAAAUAGAUGGGACAAGCGUCAAAGAGGAGAGAACAGAUGGAGGAGAUAGUGUCCCUGAUGGAAACAAUGGAUCAAGUGAAUGUAAGAUGACAAUAUCUUCAGGAACUGUGUGUUCACACUAUAAGAAAAUAGAUGGGACAAGCAUUAAAGUGGAGAGAAUAGAUGAAGGAGAUACUGCCCUUGGUGGAAACAAUGGAUCAUGUGAAUGUGAGAUGAUAGAAUCUACAGGAACUGUGCGUUCACACUGUAAGAAAAUAGAUGGGACAAGCGUCAAAGAGGAGAGAACAGAUGGAGGAGAUAGUGUCCCUGAUGGAAACAAUGGAUCAAGUGAACGUAAGAUGACAAUAUCUACAGGAACUGUGUGUUCACACUAUAAGAAAAUAGAUGGGACAAGCAUUAAAGUGGAGAGAAUAGAUGAAGGAGAUACUGCCCUUGGUGGAAACAAUGGAUCAUGUGAAUGUGAGAUGAUAGAAUCUGCAGGAACUGUGUGUUCACACUGUAAGAAGAAGUGUAAAAUAACCGACACAAAUGCCAAAACACUUCAAUGUUUCUUUUGUGAUUGCUUUUUUUCUGAAGAAAACCAGCUUACAAAACAUCUCCAAAAUCAUGUUGGUGUAUUGAAUUCAGACACAUUUCAAUGUUCACAUUGUAACGAGUCGUUUUUGUCCAAUUCUGACCUUGUGAAACAUGAAAAAAUAUGUAAUAAGAAAAUUGAUGAAUGCAAUCAAAGUGCAAUUUUAUUUUCUAUAAUGGAGGGUGAAAAGAUGCGUAGAAAAACCCAUGUCAAAGAACAAAAUGGUCAAACAGUCAAAGCAUUGUGUCUAAUAGAUCAUAAUUGCAAACGUGAAUCACAAUCUCCAACAGAAGGAAAUCCUAAAGAAAAUAGCUUUGAAUGUCAACUUUGUAACAGCAUUUAUAAAACACAGUCAGAUCUUGACAAUCAUGUACAUGUUAAAGAAAUGUCAACCCAAACUGUGUAUCCAUGGUCAAAGUCUUAUGAAUGCAAACAUUGUGGCAAGAAAUUCAUCCAAAGUGGUCAUCUAAGUGAACACAUUAAAAUUCAUACAAAAGAGAUGCCCUUUCAUUGCACUUAUUGUGGCAAAAAAUUUGACAGAAAAAGUCAUCUGAAUGAACAUAUAAAAGUUCACACAAAGGAGAGACCUCAUCUAUGCAAAUAUUGUGGCAAGAAAUUCAACAAAAUUAAUCAUCUCAAACAACACAUUGAAAUUCACACCAAAGAGAAGCCUUAUGAAUGCACAUAUUGUGGCAAGAAAUUUACCAGAAAAUGGGUUCUAAGAAGACAUAUUAAAAUUCACACAAAUGAAAAGGAAAAGCCUCAUGAAUGCAAACAUUGUGGCAAGAAAUUCACCCAAAGUGUUCAUCUAAGUGAGCACAUUAGAAUUCACACCAAAGAGAAGCCUUUUGAAUGCACACAUUGUGGCAAGAAAUUUAUCAGAAAAUGGCAUCUAAUUAGACAUAUUAGAAUUCAUACACAGGAAAAGCCUUAUGCAUGCAAACAUUGUGGCAAGAAAUUCAUCCAAAGUAGUCAGCUAGGUAAACACAUUAAAAUUCAUACAAAAGAGAUGCCCUUUCAUUGCACUUAUUGUCGCAAAAAAAUCAACAGAAAAAGUAAUGUGAAUGAACACAUAAAAGUUCACACAAAGGAGAGACCUCAUCUAUGCAAAUAUUGUGGCAAAAAAUUCAUCACAAGUAGUCAUUUAAAUCGUCACAUUGAUAUUCACACCAAAGAGAAGCCUUAUGAAUGUACAUAUUGUGGCAAUAAAUUUCUCAGAAAAGGGGAUCUAAGAAUACACAUUCAAAUUCACACACAGGAAAAGCCAUAUGAAUGCAAACUUUGUGGCAAGAAAUUCAUCACAAGUAGUAAUUUAAAUCAACACAUUGAUAUUCACACCAAAAAGAAGCCUUAUGAAUGCACAUAUUGUGACAAGAAAUUUCUCAGAAAAUGGGCUCUAAGUAGACAUAUUAGAAUUCACACACAAGAAAAGCCAUAUGAAUGCAAACAUUGUGGCAAGAAAUUCAUCCAAAGUGGUCAGCUAGGUAAACACAUUAAAAUCCAUUCAAACGAUAUGCCCUUUCAUUGCACUUAAUACUGUGGCAAAAGAAUCAGCACAGAAAGUUAUUUGAAUAGACACAUUAGAAUUCACACCAAAGAAAAGCCUUAUGAAUGCUCAUUUUGUGGCAAAAGAUUCAGCAUAGAAAGUUAUUUGAAUAGACAUAUUAGAAUUCACA